UCUUCAUAUAAUCUAGUUUCAGGUAGAUCUAUUAGUAUUACGUAUGUGCUUCGCAAUACUUGGCAAUAGGUUCAAUAAGCUACUGAUUGAUUUAGAAUCCAAAGAUCUAAACUAGACCUGAAAAUUUAGGGCUGUUUUUGAUUAAAAAUGAGUCAACUUACUAUAAAGCAAAUGAUGGAUUAUGGACAUUAUGGUGAAAGCCAAGAGGAUGAUGUUAUUCACUUAGAAUAUGCAGACAGUGAUGUUGUUAGUGGUCAGUUUGAUGAUGCAGAUUGUGAUGCUGUUAAUGAUGAAGAUCUCAAAAAAGAUCUAAAUGAUUCCAAGAACUGUUCCAAUUUUAAAAAAUUGACUAUAUCAGAUUUUAAAGAUCUCAAUGUUCUGGAUAAUCCUGAAGAUGAUGAAGAUGAGGAUGAUAAUUUUGAUGAUGAUGAUGAUGAUAUUGAACAGUUUCAUAGAGUAUCUAGAGAUUUUAAUGUCCAAACUCAGAAUGCUAGCCAGGGUCAACUUCAUACACAAGUCAAUAAAAUCAGUAUUGGUGAAAGUAAAAGGGGCAGACGUAGAGACAAAUCACAGCAGGCCACAGUAGAGCAAGUAUUAGAUCCCAGAACCAGAAUGAUUCUCUACAGACUGCUCUCUAAAGGGACAUUGUUGGAGAUUAAUGGUGCCAUUAGCACAGGUAAAGAAGCCAAUGUCUACCAUGCAACAGCUAAAGAUGGAACAGACAAAGCUAUUAAGAUUUACAAAACUUCUAUACUGAUAUUUAAAGAUCGAGACAGAUAUGUCACAGGAGAAUUUAGAUUUAGACAUGGCUAUUGCAAAUCAAAUCCAAGAAAAAUGGUGAGACUCUGGGCAGAAAAAGAGAUGCGCAACUUGACAAGGAUGCACAAAGCUCAGAUUCCUUGUCCUGAGCCUAUACUAUUAAAGAAUAAUGUAUUGCUGAUGAGUUUUAUUGGAGAAGAUGGAGUUGCUGCUCCAUUAUUAAAAGAUGCUACAUUUCCAGAUUCAAAAGCCCGAGAACUCUAUUUGGAUAUAAUUUUGAUGGUUAGACGUUUAUAUCAUGAAUGCAAGUUGAUUCAUGGAGAUUUGAGUGAAUUCAAUAUGUUAUAUUUUAAAGGUAAAGCUUAUAUCAUUGAUGUUUCGCAAUCAGUUGAGCAUGAACAUCCACACGCAAUGGAAUUUCUGCGUAAAGAUUUAGCAAACAUUACAGACUUUUUUCGAAGAAAAAAUGUUCCGACAAUGACAGUUAAGGAAUUGUUUGAAUUUGUAACAGACUCCAGUAUAACUACAGAGAAUAUUGAUGCUUACUUAGAGCAGGCAAUGAAGAUAUCCUCAGAAAGGUCAGCCGAGGAAAUAUCAGAGCAAGAAAAAAUAGAUGAAGAGGUUUUCAAGAGAUCCUUCAUUCCAAGAACUCUAGAUGAAGUUGUGGACAUAGAACGAGAUUUCCGAAGGACUCAGACAUUUGAAGGAGAGCAGGUUUUAUAUCACACAGUCACUGGACUGAAGCCAGAUUUAAGUGGACCUAGUCAGGUUCCUUUACUUCUGGAGCAAGUCACUGGACAGAAUGAGGAGGAUGAUGAUGAUGAAGAAGAUGAAGAAGAUCAAGAUAGUCACAAUGAGGGAGGAAAGGAUGAACAUGAGAAAGAGAGCUUAAGUGACUACUCUGACAAUGGUAACGAUGGGGAGAGUAACAAUAAAAGUAAAAAGCUUCAUCCUGUGCGACAGAGAAAUGAAACAGCUGAAGAGAAAAAGGAAAGAAAGAAGCUUGUGAAAGACUCACAAAAAGAAAAGAGACAGACGAAAAUUCCAAAGCAUAUAAAAAAGAGACAAGUAAAACUUGGUGCUGCAAAGAAAUGAUUCCAUAUCACUGCAUGUUGUGCAUAUCCUGUGACAAGUAACAUUGAGGACUAUUUUAUGGCUUGAAAUAUUCAAGUUGCAUCUCUGAAUUUAGAAGUAAAAAUAUCUCAACCAAUUCCUUUUACUUGUGGGAUGCCAUUGGAAAUAAAAAAAGAACGAAUUUCUUUUUAAUUAAUUUAAAAUGAUAGACUAAUGUAAUUCUCUUUUUCUUGUGAAGAAAAAAAAAAGUGUAAGUAAUUAGUCAUUGAAAACUUUUUUUUCUAAAUUUGAUUCUUACAUAGUAUUGGAUGUUUUUAUAUGCUGAUUUGUAAAUCUAAUUUGUAAAUAAAUAAAGAUCUUCAUCUUUCA
Messenger RNA from Biomphalaria glabrata, 2202 nucleotides. RefSeq names its product serine/threonine-protein kinase RIO1-like. Bases 148 to 1854 code for a protein of 568 amino acids. Lineage: Eukaryota; Metazoa; Mollusca; Gastropoda; Planorbidae. The transcript is spliced from 17 exons. Gene Ontology annotation, molecular function: protein serine/threonine kinase activity; ATP binding. Gene Ontology annotation, biological process: maturation of SSU-rRNA. The record is from RefSeq and is a predicted model, not a curated record. Gene Ontology annotation, cellular component: preribosome, small subunit precursor; cytosol.